CGCAACAUUUGUGACGGGUUCUGAGCUAAAAAAAGAAAAAAAAAAAGCCCUAAUGAACAGUGGCGUCCUUCUUCUCUAACUCGCUUCUUCCUUGGGUUUUACGUCUCCAAAUCCCCCGCCAUUGCUUGAUUGUUUCCAUCUAUGGUGUUUUUUUUUGCUUUCGGGGGUUGCUAAAAUAGUUUCGAUUACAGUGAAUAGGGUUUUGUUUCAUGCGAUUGUUUCGUUCGUCUCGUCCAUUUCGAGAAUAGUGCCAAGUCAUCAACCUUGCACCAUUUCUAAAAUCUAACUUGUUUGUGAUGCUGUUUGUUGAUUUUUUUCUUUUACGGUUUAGGAAGCAUUGGUUUCGAAUCUUAGUUCAAAUGGCUGAUUAGGUUUCUGAAGAGACCUAGUGCUGAUUCUUCUGGGGAGACUGAUCUUAUGAUGGAUUCUGCUAUUGAAAUUAGUUCAGGUAGUGAUAGUGAUGAGGAGGUAAUUAGGCCUGUUAGGCCACCGCCUCAAACCAGGACAGAUCCCCCAUGGCUAGCUGCCAGGAGAACCUUUCCUCGAAUGAUCUCACCUACAGUGGAUAGUCAUGCUAGGGCUGGAAAUACUAAUCAGGAUCCGCAAAAUGGUGCCUUAAGUGCUGCCUCUCGGCCUGGAGUCUCUAAGCCUUUUACUGGGAAUAGUCUGGCUAAGGCCGCUGAAGAUACAAAUCAGGCUUCUCGCAGUGGUGCCUUAAGUGUUGCCUCUCUGCCUGGAGUCUCUAUGCCUUUUACAGGGAAUAGACUGGCUAAGGCAGCUGAAGAUACAAAUCAGGCUCCUCGCAAUGGUGCCUUAAGUGUUGCCUCUUGGCCUGGAGUCUCUAAGCCUUGUACAGGGAAUAGUCAGGCUAAGACUGGUGAAGAUGUAAAUCAGGCUUCUCGCGAUGGUGCCUCAAGUGAAACUUCUCGGCCUGGAGUCUCUAAGCCUUUUACAGGGAAUAGUUAUGCUCAGGCCGCUGAACAUACAAAUCAGGCUUCUCGCAAUGGUGCCUCAAGUGAAACUUCUCGGCCUGGAGUCUCUAAGUUUUUUUCAGGGAAUGGGAGCACUGUUAACUCGAGAAUUUCCAAUGCUUUUGAUGCUGAUUAUGAGACAUUGUCGUCUCAGCAAGCUCUCAGAAGGACCCUUCCACCCUCUUUUAAUUCCCCUUUCAUUCCUUCUACGCAUGGCGCUAGCAAUACAAGUAAUGCUAGUAGGAGUCGCUUUAGUGAGGAUUAUAGUCGUCCAGCUCUGUCACCUGUACGCAAUAAGAGUAGCUUUGGUGAUCAUAAUAGUGGAGCCCAUGCUGAGAUAGGAAUUCAUCGAGGUAUAAAUGGGGUUAGGAUCCUGCCUCCAUCAGUGAUACCUGGAACAUCUGCUUCUGUUUUGCAUCAUGCUGGUUCAAGUGAUGCAGUGCACAGGUUUGGCAUUGAUGAAGAUAGGAAUGCUGAGAUCGAUGAGAGGCUCGUCUAUCAGGUCGCACUACAGGAUUUGAAUCAACCCGUGACUGAAAUCGAUCUACAUCCUGGUACUCUUUCAGUUCCUCUUAUGAGGCAUCAGAAAAUUGCAUUGGCAUGGAUGUUUCAGAAGGAAACAAGAAGUGUGCACUGUUCGGGAGGCAUACUAGCAGAUGAUCAGGGACUUGGUAAGACGGUCUCGACGAUUGCUCUUAUCCUAAAGCAAAAGUUUGAAGCACAAUUGAAGUCCAAAAAUUUAAGAAAUCAAGAAACUGAGGCAUUGGUCCUGGAUGCUGAUGAUGAGUCAGAUAAUGCAAAACAUGAAAGUGGUAGUCAUGUAAAACUAGAGCUCAAGGUUUCAAGCAACAGUGGUGGUAAUGAUGAGAAUGGCAGUUCUAAUAUGGAGAAAGCCAAAGAUAUAGAAGUAAAUUCCUCAACACGGGCAUUCAAGUGGAAGAGACCAGCUGCUGGUACAUUAAUUGUUUGUCCAGCGAGUGUUGUAAGGCAGUGGGCUAGAGAACUCGAUGAGAAGGUUUCUGAAGAAUCCAAACUUUCUGUGUUAGUCUACCAUGGUGGAAAUAGAACCAAAGAUCCUAAUGAAUUGGCAGAAUACGAUGUGGUUGUGACAACUUACGCUAUUGUUACAAAUGAAGCUCCCAACAAGCCCUUGGUGGAUGACGAUGAGAACGAUGAAAAAAAUAUCGAAAAAAAUGGUAUUGCCUCUGGCUUCUCCAACAGUAAGAAACGAAAAGGCACGGUCAAUAUCAAUAAGAAGAGUAAAAAAAGAGGUAGAAAAGGCACUGACAGUUCUUCUUCUGAGCCUGAUUGCGGUGCUAUAGCAAAAGUUGGGUGGUUCAGAAUAGUACUGGAUGAAGCUCAGACAAUAAAGAAUCAUAGAACACAAGUGGCAAAAGCCUGUUGCACUCUUCGAGCCAAAAUGAGGUGGUGUCUGUCUGGAACACCAAUACAAAAUACGGUUGACGAUUUGUUUAGCUAUUUCAGGUUUCUUAGAUAUGAACCAUAUGCAGCAUACAAGUCAUUUUACAAUACAAUCAAGGUUCCAAUUUCCAGGGAUACUCCCCAAGGUUACAAGAAGCUUCAAGCUGUUCUAAAAACUAUAAUGCUGCGCCGUACCAAAGGAACAUUGCUUGGUGGAAAACCCAUAAUUGAUCUACCUCCAAAGAAAAUUAAUUUGAACAAGGUUGAGUUUUCAGUGGAGGAGCGGUCUUUCUACACGAAGCUUGAAGCGGAUUCACGUUCACAAUUCAAGGCCUAUGCUGCUGCGGGAACUUUGAGUCAAAACUACGCAAAUAUUCUUCUGAUGCUUUUGCGACUACGACAAGCUUGCGACCACCCACAACUUGUGAAAGGAUAUAACUCGGAUCCUGUUGGUAAAGUAUCAGAAGAAGCAGCUAGAAGACUCCCGAUGGAAACUCGAAUAAGACUGAUCAAUCGCUUAGUAGAGUCAUCAUCUGCCAUCUGCUAUGUCUGUGAUGAUCCACCAGAAAACCCUGUUGUUACGCUAUGUGGCCAUGUAUAUUGCUAUCAAUGUGUUUUAGAUUAUAUGACCGGGGAUGAGAACAUGUGCCCUGUACCGAGAUGCAGACAACAGCUUGUGCAUGAUGUUGUUUUCUCUGAAUCUUCCCUUAGAAAUUGCAUUACUGAUGAUUUGGGCUGUAGCACUUCGCAUGAUAAACGUCUCGAUAGAUCAGUUUUUCUAGAAAGUGAGUUUAGUUCAUCAAAAAUCAAAGCUGUCCUUGAUAUCCUGCAGUCGCUUUCCAGACAAGAUAGUACAAACUCAGCACAGCGUGGUCAAAUGCCUUCUUCCUCACAGCUACAGCCAUAUGAUGAUGAUGAUGUUACCAUUAUAGAGCCAAUGAGUCUACACUCAUCUUCACCUAGCCAGGGGGGCAUAAAGACGAUAAUAUUUUCUCAGUGGACUGGUAUGCUUGACUUGGUUGAGGUGUGUCUUCUUGAAAAUGGUAUAGUAUUCAGAAGAUUAGAUGGAACAAUGAGUCUUGCAGCAAGAGACAGGGCGGUUAAAGAAUUCAGCAAGAAUCCAGAUGUAAAGGUGAUGCUGAUGUCUCUAAAAGCUGGAAACCUUGGGUUGAAUAUGAUAGCUGCAUGUCAUGUUAUUCUCUUGGAUCUUUGGUGGAAUCCAACAACCGAAGACCAGGCUAUUGAUCGUGCACAUCGUAUUGGACAAACUCGGCCAGUGACUGUAACUCGCAUGACUGUAAAAGAUACAGUCGAGGAUAGAAUUUUGGCUCUUCAGGAAGAGAAAAGGAAAAUGGUUGCAUCUGCCUUUGGUGAAGAUCAUGGUGGAAGCUCUGCGAAACGUCUAACAGUAGACGAUCUCAAAUAUCUGUUUAUGGUGUAGACUACUCGUUGAAUUCCCUAGGCGUAGCCUUGUAACCGCCGUUUGAACUAGGUUGCUUAGUAAAAUAUAUGGGAGACGAAGGCCAGAAUUUUGAGCAGGACGAAAUCUCUAGCUGCACUUGUAAUUGAUUUGGCUCUCCUAGGACUUAGUGUUUUGGUUUUCUGAGGGUUUGAACUCACCAGUCUAGGCAUUUUUAUGUUUCCAAGGUGCAUCGGUUGGAAACAGGCCAUAUGUAAAUAACAAAAUCUUUUCAUGGUAUAUAUAUCGGGUAGGAGUUUGACCUUUUCAUGUUUC
Capsella rubella is the source of this 4128-nucleotide messenger RNA. RefSeq names its product helicase-like transcription factor CHR27. The transcript has 12 exons. NCBI's taxonomy places the organism in Eukaryota, Viridiplantae, Streptophyta, Magnoliopsida, Brassicales, Brassicaceae. Gene Ontology annotation, molecular function: ATP binding; ATP-dependent chromatin remodeler activity. The record is from RefSeq and is a predicted model, not a curated record. Bases 418 to 3834 code for a protein of 1138 amino acids.